Molecule: messenger RNA, 1672 nt
Organism: Camponotus floridanus (Florida carpenter ant)
Lineage: Eukaryota; Metazoa; Arthropoda; Insecta; Hymenoptera; Formicidae
Product: putative GTP-binding protein 6
Exons: 4
Coding region: 226-1656 (476 amino acids)
Cellular component (GO): cytoplasm
Molecular function (GO): ribosome binding; GTP binding
Source: RefSeq, a predicted model, not a curated record
GAAUGAAACGCGAUAGCGAUCAGCUGUGCUUCCGAUCGCCGGUGCUGGCAGUGCUGAAAAAUCGUUUAAAUGCAUAAAUAUUCAUUUAUUCGCAUAAUAUAUUUAUGUGCGUAAUAUUUACAUGCGGAAAUUCGAAUGAAAUACAAGGAUAUAAAAUUGGCUGCAAUCAGCUGAUCGAGGAAAUGCUAAUCGUUUUCGCAUAAUUGAUCGAGAGCCAUAUGUAAAAUGCAUUGCAUACGCAAGAUUCUAAAUAUUGCACAGCAGAAUUUACAAGGGUAUGAUAAAACCAACACAAUCUAUAAAACAUCAAGAAUAUUGCUUCAAAACAUUGUUUACCGUUUCAAUCAUAAUUCUGAAGAGUAUGCUGACGAUCAGAAUCAAGAAGUAUAUACAAAAAUCUCCAAUCAAUAUUUAGGUACCGCACUUGGAGGACACAGGGCAUUCAUUUUACAGCCAUACAUAAAAUGGGGUAGAGACAAGAAGAGAAACACUUCGCCAGAACUACAAAUGGCUGAAGCCGUAGCACUCAUAAAUACUUUAUCCAACUGGUGUGUAGUUGGUGCAAAGUAUGCUCCAUUACUUUCGCUACAAAGGAAGAGUUUAUUAGGUACUGGUGCAAUGGAAAACCUAAAGAAAGAAUUAUAUAAAUGUGAAAACCCAACUGCUAUAUUUGUCAGUACUAAUCUGUUAAAGUUUAUUCAAAUUGCUGAAUUGGAAAAAAUUCUUGGUCUACCAGUAUACGAUCGUUAUUCCAUAGUUAUCCACAUAUUUCGUCAGCAUGCAAAAAGCCCAGAAGCAAAGCUGCAAGUAGCUAUAGCAGAAAUACCAUAUGUACGGAAAAAAAUACUGGAAACAUCCAGGACUCGCAAUGGUAUAAUAAUGACGGAAAAGUUAAAACUUAUGUUUGACAAUAGAGAGAAGAAAUUGAACAACGAAUUAAAAAAAUUACAACAGCAUCGAACAGUUAUCAGAAGUCAGCGUAAGAAGCAUGGUUUUCCCACAGUUGCUGUGGUUGGUUAUACAAAUGCAGGAAAAACUUCCUUAAUAAAAGCACUUACGGAUGACAAAUCUCUUCAACCUGAAAAUAAAUUAUUUGCAACCCUUGAUACAAGUGCGCAUGGAGGACUUUUACCCAACAGAAUGAAGGUAUUAUACAUGGAUACUAUUGGAUUCAUUCAAGAUGUGCCAGAAACUUUGAUCGAACCAUUUAUUGUAACUCUGGAAGAUGCCAUGAUUGCUGAUGUUAUAGUUCAUAUAUAUGAUGUCAGCCACCCUGAUAUGAAAGCACAAUAUCAACACGUUCAGCAAACGAUAAAACCCAUGAUAAAAGAGGCUCAUCCGAUAAUCGAUGUCGCAAAUAAAUGUGAUCUCGUUCAAAGCGAUUGCAUACCCAAAGAUGCAAUCGCCAUUUCUGCUACGAAUUUAACAGGAAUCGAUUUGUUACGUCAAAAAAUAGAAAAAGUUCUUUUAGUCACCACUGGAUUAUUACGCACACGUAUAAGGGUAGAAUCAGGCAGUCCUGCAGCCAGCUGGUUGUACAAAAUGACAACGGUGAUGAAUGCUCAAUCAGAUCCUAAUGAUGCUCAAUAUUUAAUUAUGGAUGUUCUUGCUACUUCAAUCGAUAUUCAAAAAUUCAAGAAAUUUUUAAGACAAUAAAAUAUUCUAUAUUAUA